Molecule: messenger RNA, 1279 nt
Organism: Cryptomeria japonica (Japanese cedar)
Lineage: Eukaryota; Viridiplantae; Streptophyta; Pinopsida; Cupressales; Cupressaceae
Product: probable calcium-binding protein CML23
Exons: 1
Coding region: 202-912 (236 amino acids)
Molecular function (GO): calcium ion binding
Source: RefSeq, a predicted model, not a curated record
ACCGAUGACAAUUUCUCUGCAACUUCGCUGAGGCCUGUGUUUUACACUAUAUAUUACACAAAUCUCACAACAUAUACACAAUGUGUAUUGAUCAAAGAUCAAUACUCACUGAUGUAUUCCCAUUUGGGCAUCUGCUUUCAGGCCCUGAUUUCUGCGUUUUGAGCAUUUGGGUGUCCAGAAAUCAAGCUUUGAAGAGCAUCCAUGGAGCUGAGGAGAAGAUUGAUGUCCUAUGGUAGAUCUCCGUCACGUAACGGGGAAAAAAAGCUCUCCAUUACGUCUCCGUCUGAAUCACCAGAGAUCGUCAAAUCCCCUCGCUUGGGGCCAUUCAGCCCCGGUUCGAGUUCCCGCAAGGCUCUGAAAAACCUCUUUGUGAAGAAAAAGAGCCGUUCUUCUCCUCCCGCUUCUUCUACCUCUGAGUCUCCCCCUGAGUCUCCCCCAGAAUCCGUCAAAAUCACAGAGUUGACGCCCCCUCUGAGCCGUCGGAAUGGCGAUGUGGAGCACGAGUUGACGGACGUUUUCCAGCAUUUUGACGUCGACGGUGACGGCAAAAUCUCUGCUGAUGAGCUGAGGAAUGUGCUUGUUUCGCUUGGGGAGGAGGAUCUGAGUGAGGAAGAGUUGACGGCCAUGAUUAAGGAGGCAGACUCUAAUGGUGACGGGUAUAUAGAUUUGACGGAUUUUAUCCGUCUAAAUACAGGCUCUGGUUUUGACAAGGAUUCUGAGCUUUUUGACGCCUUUAAUUUGUUUGAUGUAGAUAAAAAAGGGUGCAUAACUGCUCAAGGACUCCAUGAAAUUAUGACGCGUUUGGGUGAAGAGAGUAGUUUGGACGACUGUCAUAUGAUGAUAAAGCGCGUGGAUUCUGACGGGGAUGGGGUCGUCAACUUUUGUGAGUUUAAGCAAAUGAUGAUGACUUAGAAAUCAUGGAGGGCUUGCUAUUUUUUUUUGUUGUUAUAAGGUAUGAGAGAGGCUUGGUGAGGGGGCUUGGCUUGCUCUUAAGUUAGGUCACGAAAAUGGGAAAUUAACUAGAAAAUAUAUAAUUUUAAGUAAAAAUUCGUGAUAUAACUUUGGAUAUAGGACCUCAAAGAAAAAUCUUUUAAGGACGUAAAAACAAGAAGCGAGCGAAGGUCAUGGUUUCUUAGGCGAGUCUUGAGUUCGUUGGUGUACAAUUUAGAGUUUGAUAUCAACAUUGGGAUCUCGAAAUCUUAAUAUUGUACAAAUUAUCUCAAUAAUAAUAUUGGGAGUUGGAAGUCUGAAUGAGAAUUGUAAUGAUUUUUUGUGCUUA